This is a messenger RNA of Scleropages formosus (Asian bonytongue), 1380 nucleotides long. It is a transcript of the gene pdap1a, whose product is annotated as pdgfa associated protein 1a. Lineage: Eukaryota; Metazoa; Chordata; Actinopteri; Osteoglossiformes; Osteoglossidae. The record is from RefSeq and is a predicted model, not a curated record. The coding region runs from base 189 to 656 and encodes 155 amino acids. The transcript has 6 exons.
GAAACGGAAGCAGCUCGAGCGCGGCGGGCGCUGUAAUAUUAUAAAAGGCCUUCCAGUGAAACGAAACUAAACCGGCCCUGAGCCCCAGUGAGAGAAUAGGUUGUGCUGACAGGUUAUGGUUUAACGGUCUCCCUGCGCUUUCCUCGUUUCCUGUUUUUGUCGGAUAUUUUAAUUUAGGAUAUUUAAAAAUGCCGAGAAGCGGAAAGAAGGGCUACAAGGGCAGGAGGAAGCAGUUCUCCAACCCUGAGGAGAUUGACCGACAGAUGAGAGCCGAAAAGGAGAAGGAAGAUGACGCAGAUUCAGACCCCGAGAGCACAUCAGAGUCUGAAGAAAGCAGUGAUGAUGAACAGCAGAGGAGGAAAGGAGUGGAAGGGCUCAUAGAAAUUGAGAAUCCCAACCGCAUCACCCAGAACAGCAAGAAGGUGACAGACCUGGAUGUCAGUGUCCCCAAAGAGCUGAGUCGUCGAGAGAGGGAGGAGAUUGAGAAGCAGCGUGCUAAGGACCACUAUAUGAAGCUGCAUUUAGAGGGGAAGACGGAGCAAGCACAGGCAGACCUCGCACGGCUAGCCAUCAUCAAGAAGCAGCGGGAAGAAGCUGCUAGGAAGAGGGAAGAGCUCAGGAAAGAAAAAGAAGAGGCUGCAAAGUAUAAACGCUAGUGGUCCCUUCCCAGAAUGUCUUGCUGGGGUUGGGUACAAACAGCUGUAUAACAGAAAGACAUGGAUGCCAUUAGACUUUACAUGGAGAAGAUGAGACCGGUGGACCUGUGAAAGAUGAAUCAAGAAGAACAUUCUAGUCUGGGGUUCUAUCAUCAGCUCUACUCAACCUCUGUCAAACAUGCUUUUCCAAACUACUUCUCUACUGUUUUAAUGUUUCUGGAGUUUGUCCAUUCCUUAAUUUUAACUCUGUUGCUUACCUAUGGGAAGGGUGUGCCCUCACCUUUAAAUAAGAGCCAAGAUUGGGGCAGGUGAUUGGCAGAGGGGCAGUAUCAGAAGCAAUUCUACGAUUGCUUGUCCUUCCGUCUUUCUCUCCCUGCUGCCUCUUCACUUGUGUCUCAGUCUUUGGGUGUGUUCAUGGUUUUUUGGUGGAAAAUGCCAUUAGUUUUUUUGUGGCAUUUCUCUUCUAUUUUAGGACCAAUAGGCUGUUUAUGCCUUUUGCAGUUUACAGAACCAUUGUCUCCUGUUGCCGAAACCAUUCAGUUUUAGCUGGAUGGGGAUAUUUGUGGUGCUUUGAGCAACAGCUGCCAGCUCAUAUAUUGGAAGGAUGGAUUCACUAAAAUGUGUACAGUGUUUACAGUUGAGGUGGGGGGAAGAUAAUCCAUGUUAUGAAGGUCUUAAUUUUGUGUGUUUGAUUUGAUUUAAAAUAAAUGCAUACACAAACUUG